AUGUUUUGCUUCAGCGUCCUCAGUCUUUAUUUAAUGUCGGCAUUAGUUGGAACAAAUCCCAUCAUGGAUUCGUCGUACAUUGCUGCUGUGUAUGAGCACAACCUGAUCAUCAACCCGGAGCCUGCUGUCCGCCUGUCCCGCUCCGCUGCCCUGAAGUACAUACAGAAAAACCUGGAUAUCUACGAGCAGCAGGCUGCCUUGGCUGCUCAGGAGGGUGUUCAGAUCCUGGUGUUUCCAGAGGAUGGUCUUCAGGGUUUCGACUUCACCCGUUCAUCCAUCUCUGGCUACCUAGAAACCAUUCCUGACCCACAGAAGGAGAGCUGGAACCCCUGCACAGAGCCGGACAAAUACAACAACACUGAGGUUCUCCAGCGGUUGAGCUGUAUGGCCCGUCGUAACAACCUCUACCUGGUGGCCAACAUGGCUGACAUGCAGCCUUGCCCCCUGACGACCGACCCCUCCUCCUCCUGUCCACCUGAUGGACACUGGCAAUUCAACACCAAUGUGGUUUUCAGGUCAGACGGCCUGCUGGUGGCACGCUACCAUAAAAACAACCUUUACUUUGAGGAGUCCUUUGACACACCACCACAACCUGAGAUCAUAACGUUUGAUACACCUUUUGCUGGAAAGUUUGGCCUCAUCAUCUGUUUUGACAUUCUGUUCUAUAAGCCCACAGUCAACCUGGUAGAGAAGGGUUUGCGUCAGCUGAUCUAUCCCACAGCCUGGCCUAACAAAUUCCCUUUUUUUUUUGGGCACCAGAUACAGCGGGCGUUCAGCUUUGCAAACAAUAUCACUCUUUUAGCGGCCAACAUUCGUCACGACCCACUGAAAAUGACAGGAAGUGGCAUCUACACCCCUUUUUCUGCAACCUACCACCACGCCCUGCAAGGAGACCCAGAGGCAGGCAGGCUGCUGGUGGCCAGGGUGCCAGUCUUAGACCCACUGUGGGUGAGGCAGGGCGAGGCCAAAGAGGAGGGGGGAGUUAGGAGUGAGUCCACAUCAUCUACAGCUACAGACUCUGGAUACUGUCUCAAAGACAGCUGUGAUCCUCCUCCUGCUGAAACUGCUUCUUCAGCCCCUCCUUCCCCUGACACCUUCAUCUCAUCCAUGAUGUAUGACCCGUUCACAUUUGUUCUCCUAAAAGAGACAGAGGGUGAAGUGAAAGUAUGUAAUGGCACCUUCUGCUGUCACCUGCAGUACCAGAGGUCACCACAGGGUGACAGUAAAGAGCUCUAUGCAUUGGGAGCAUUUUCUGGAACUCACACUGUAAAUGGCCGCUUUGGCCUGCAGGUGUGUGCUCUUGUGCGCUGUGCAGGGUUGGACGCCAGUUCCUGUGGACAGCAAGUGGAAGAGGCUGAGUCUAAGAUGGACUUUCUGUUGGAGGGGAACUUUGGGACCAGAUGUGUGUACCCAUCAAUUUUGGCCAACAAACUGGCCCUGGAACAGCCUGAACAUCUGGACACAUCUGCAGAUGGCAGAGUGACCAUGAAACACUCUAACAUGACUGCUGGGCUGGUCACUGCCUGUCUGUACGAACGACUGUAUCACCUGGACAAUGAAGGAAAAAUCUCACCAACAUGUAAAAACUAAUUUGAAAAAAAGAUCCCCAUUCGGUUGUUACCCAUUUGCUAUCUGUCAUGUAGAUCAUCCGUCAAUGUUUGUUGAUUGUUGUUAGUAGUGUGGUGAUCUUUGUAUUCUUAUUAACAAAGAUCCCUUUUGGUUUAUUGUGCAGUCCUGGUAGGAAGGGGUGGGUAGCCUUUUUGUUUAAUUACUUUUCUCCUGUUUUUGUAUAGGGAGCUCAGGUUAAAAAAAAAAACCUGUAUUUUAUUUUACAUAUCUUUGUUUUCAGGUUAGUUUUCAAAUGAGAUGUUUUGUUUGUUAUUUUGGCUAUGCUCACCCUGAAGCAAAAUGUUUAUUGUUGUGGACAAUACAUUUCAUUGGACUGCUUCACUGUUUACACUCAUCUCUGGGAGUUGGGAACGUGGCGGAGCAACUUUCAUGUUGCGCACCGGUCACCCUAGGCCAGGGCGUAACACUAUUUAACAAACUUAUUAGCUCCAUACAAGCUGACCUGCGUCCAUAGGUCCUCGGGGCCUUCUCACUGUUCCAAAGUCAAAACUGAUAACCAAAGGUGGCCGGGC
Centropristis striata (black sea bass) is the source of this 2141-nucleotide messenger RNA. RefSeq names its product biotinidase-like. NCBI's taxonomy places the organism in Eukaryota, Metazoa, Chordata, Actinopteri, Perciformes, Serranidae. The record is from RefSeq and is a predicted model, not a curated record. The coding region runs from base 1 to 1590 and encodes 529 amino acids. Gene Ontology annotation, molecular function: hydrolase activity, acting on carbon-nitrogen (but not peptide) bonds, in linear amides. The transcript has 6 exons.